ACGCGCUCCCUCCCCUCUGCUCCCUCCGCCCUCCUAGGGCUCUGAGGCAGCGAAGUGAACGGGACGGGCCCGGCCGCAGAGCGCCGUGCGGCGGGUAGGACGCCCGGCGCCGACAGAGUUGUUGUUCCGGCAGCGCCCGCGGAGACGUGAGGUGAAUGUGGGAAGAGAAGCUUGCAGAACUGAAAUGGAGGGCAGAGCUUCAUUACAGAAGGUUAGUGGGUCAUCUGAUUCUGUAGCCACACUGAACAGUGAAGAAUUUGUUUUGGUUCCUCAGCAUGCUGAUGAUACUUCUACAAAAGAUGACGGAAACCCUCAACUGAAGAUAGUUUCUAAUGGUGAUGAACAAUUGGAAAAAGCCAUGGAAGAGAUUUUGAGGGAUUCCGAAAAAGGACAAAGCAGUCUUGUUGAUUGUCAAAGUUCCAGUGAAAUUUCAGACCAUUCAUUUGGAGCUGUUCCAGCCAGCCAAUCAAAUAAGCCAUCUCUUCAGUUAAUUUUGGAUCCAUCUAACACGGAAAUAUCUACACCUAGACCAUCUUCUCCAUGUGGGCUUCCUGAAGAAGAUAGUGUUUUAUUUAAUAAACUGACUUAUUUAGGAUAUAUGAAGGUUUCUUCCCCACGUAAUGAAGUAGAAGCUUUACGGGCAAUGGCAACCAUGAGAUCUUCUAGUCAGAACCCUUUUCCUGUUACUUUGUAUGUGCCAAAUGUCCCAGAAGGUUCUGUGAGAAUUAUAAACCAAUCAAACAGUUUGGAGAUAGCAUCUUUUCCAAUCUACAAGGUGUUAUUCUGUGCACGUGGACAUGAUGGAACAAUGGAGAGCAAUUGCUUUGCAUUUACAGAGAGUUCCCAUGGUUCAGAAGAAUUUCAGAUCCAUAUUUUUUCCUGUGAAAUUAAAGAAGCAGUAAGCAGAAUUUUAUAUAGUUUCUCUACAGCCUUCAAACGUUCUUCUAGACAAGUGUCUGAUGUUAAAGACUCAGUAAUUCCAACUCCUGACAGUGAUGUAUUUACCUUCAGUGUCUCUUUGGAGGUAAAAGAAGAUGAUGGAAAAGGAAAUUUUAGUCCUGUGCCUAAGGAUAGAGAUAAGUUUUAUUUCAAGUUAAAGCAAGGAAUAGAAAAGAAAGUUGUGAUUACAGUGCAGCAACUUUCUAACAAAGAACUAGCUAUUGAAAGAUGUUUUGGAAUGUUAUUAAGUCCAGGUCGAAAUGUGAAGAACAGUGACAUGCAUUUACUGGAUAUGGAAUCCAUGGGAAAGAGCUAUGAUGGAAGAGCUUAUGUUAUCACUGGCAUGUGGAACCCUAAUGCACCAAUAUUUCUGGCACUUAAUGAAGAAACCCCGAAAGAUAAACGAGUGUACAUGACUGUGGCAGUGGAUAUGGUAGUCACAGAAGUGGUGGAGCCUGUCCGCUUUCUCUUGGAGACGGUAGUUCGUGUGUACCCUGCAAAUGAGAGGUUUUGGUAUUUCAGCAGGAAAACGUUCACAGAGACUUUCUUCAUGAGAUUGAAACAGUCUGAGGGAAAAGGACAUUCCAGUGCUGGAGAUGCAAUAUAUGAGGUAGUGAGCCUGCAGCGAGAGUCUGACAAAGAGGAACCUGUUACUCCUACUAGUGGAGGGGGUCCAGUGUCACCUCAAGAGGAUGAAGCAGAAGAAGAAAGUGAUAAUGAACUUUCAAGUGGAACUGGUGAUGUUUCUAAGGAUUGUCCUGAGAAGAUCCUAUAUUCUUGGGGAGAAUUACUGGGACGAUGGCACAAUAACCUUAGUGCCCGACCAAAAGGGUUAUCCAGUUUGGUGAAGAGUGGUGUUCCCGAAGCACUGAGGGCAGAAGUAUGGCAGUUAUUAGCAGGCUGUCAUGACAACCAGGGAAUGCUGGAUAUAUACCGAAUUCUUAUCACAAAGGACUCAGCCCAGGAGAGUGUUAUUACUCGAGAUAUUCACCGUACAUUUCCUGCACAUGAUUACUUCAAAGAUACUGGUGGAGAUGGUCAGGAAUCACUCUACAAAAUCUGCAAGGCAUACUCCGUUUAUGAUGAAGAUAUAGGGUACUGUCAAGGACAGUCUUUUCUUGCUGCUGUACUACUGUUGCAUAUGCCAGAGGAACAAGCUUUCUGUGUUUUGGUGAAAAUCAUGUAUGACUAUGGUUUACGAGACCUCUACAAAAACAACUUUGAAGAUCUUCAUUGCAAAUUCUAUCAGUUGGAGAGACUAAUGCAGGAACAGCUACCAGACCUUCACAGUCAUUUUACUGAUCUGAACCUGGAAGCUCAUAUGUAUGCAUCACAGUGGUUCCUCACUCUUUUUACUGCCAAGUUCCCACUCUGCAUGGUGUUCCACAUCAUUGACUUACUGCUUUGUGAGCGUUUGAACAUAAUCUUUCAUGUAGCCUUGGCUCUCCUAAAGACUUCAAAGGAAGAUCUUCUGCAGGCUGAUUUUGAAGGUGCUUUGAAGUUCUUCAGAGUUCAGCUUCCAAAGAGGUACAGGGCAGAGGAGAAUGCAAGAAGAUUGAUGGAGCAGGCUUGCAAUAUUAAAGUACCAACCAAAAAGCUGAAGAAAUAUGAAAAAGAAUAUCAGACCAUGCGAGAGAGUCAGCUGCAGCAGGAAGAUCCAAUGGAUAGAUACAAGAAGGAGAACCGAAGAUUACAGGAGGCCAGCAUGAGGCUGGAACAAGAGAAUGAUGACCUUGCUCACGAGCUGGUAACCAGCAAAAUUGCUCUGCGGAAUGACUUAGACCAGGCAGAAGAUAAGGCAGAUGUGCUGAAUAAGGAGCUCCUCCUGACCAAGCAGAGGCUGGUGGAGACUGAGGAGGAGAAGAGGAAGCAAGAGGAAGAGACUGCCCAGCUAAAAGAAGUCUUCAGGAAGCAGCUAGAGAAGGCAGAAUAUGAAAUAAAGAAGACAACAGCUAUUAUUGCUGAGUAUAAACAGAUCUGUUCCCAACUGAGUACCAGGCUGGAGAAACAGCAAGCAGCCAGCAAAGAGGAGCUGGAGGUAGUAAAGGGUAAAAUGAUGGCAUGCAAACACUGCAGUGACAUCUUCAGCAAGGAGGGUGCUUUGAAGGCAGCAGCCAUUGGUGGAGAGGACCAGGGCGUGGAAGCCGAUGAUGAGAAGGACUCACUGAAGAAGCAGCUGAGGGAGAUGGAGCUGGAACUGGCACAAACCAAACUGCAGUUGGUUGAGGCCAAGUGCAAGAUUCAGGAACUUGAACAUCAGAGAGGAGCCCUUAUGAAUGAAAUUCAAGCUGCAAAAAACUCUUGGUUUAGCAAAACGCUGAACUCUAUCAAAACAGCCACAGGCAGUCAGCAGCUGCCGCCGCCGCCGCAGGCCGCCCAGCCACCCAAGGAGAGCACAUAGCUCGGGCCCAGCCAGCACCAGAGCACAAUGAGCAAACAGCAAAGCCAGGGGAAUGCUGCCUGGGGUCCUUUGGAAGGGAAGUAAAGAAGGCCAGAAAGCAAGCAAGCCAGAACCUCUCAAUUGCUCUCUUUGCUAUAUGACACUUUUCACAGGGGUUAUUUAAGUUGACCUGCUUUAUGUUGAAUACUUAUUUUACAGCUUCUUUGUGGAAGGCCAUGUUCAGAUUCAUCAUAGUAUUACACAUUAUUUUAUAUGCCUGAUGUUUAGUCAGAAAUAAGUAAUUCAAAGCGAAAUCCUUUUUAUUUAGAAGUAAUUACUAAUAACAAGUUUAUCUUACAUAACAAUGGAGGCAUCUAUUUAUAAUUCCAAAGUUGAAGUGACAGGAAGAUCUUUGUCAGAGGAAAAAAGAAAGGCAAACCUGAGCCUGUAACUUUUCAGGAUUUAUUUAUCAUAUAAAGCACACUAUGGGGCUGGCCAUGACCACUGUGAGGGUUCAUGUUGAAAAUGGUCCCCAGGAUAGUGAUAUUCCUGUCCCAUGGGAGAGUCAGACCAGGCAUUGGAAAGUUCCUGAAGAGAAUUGGUUUAAUUUUAUGUUGAGUACAUCUGGAAAUGAAGUGCCCAGAACUGUGAAAUAGAUGGGCUGGUGAGCACAUCGCAUGGAAGUGAGAUUGUGAGGAAUGUCAGACAGAAUCAUUUGGGCUCUGGCAUUUCGCAGGUCCAUUCAGAAACCUGACAUGGCACUUAGAAAUUCCUAGUGGGCCUUGGUGGGAACACAGAUGUCACUUCCAGCAACUAGAAAGGCUAUGCGGGAUGUCGUGAAUUAUACUUAGGGAACCUUGCCCAGAAAUGUCUAGAUAUGUCAGAUUCAAUUGUGGCACUCAAGAGUGGAAGUCAGAAACAGUGACAAAUUACUGGAUGGUGACAAACUUGUGAAGAAAACAUAAAUGCUCUGUGACUUCAUUUAAGAACAUGGUAUCGAAAUGGAAGCUGAGGUCAGUUUCCCAUCACCUUAACCAAUAUUAGAAAACAUUUCCUGAUUUCUGUACCUCCCUAAAAAUAUGUAUCCUGGGUACCUAUAGAUGAAGAUACAGAAAAAUAGAUUUGUAACUUUUUGACUAAAUGGAAAACCUUUAUAGAAAUACUUAUGGAAAAGUAUGUUCAGAAUUGGUUGGAAAUAUUUUUAAAUUAUAUUUGACAUGCCUAUAUAAUAAUUUUCCCAUUUUCUAAGCUAUUUUAGAGAGCUCUACUCCAUUUACACCAACCAAACUGAACAGUAACACUUAUUGAUAAUCAUUCUUGGCGUCAUUGCAAAACCAUAAUGUUUGCAAAGGAUCUGAAACUGAGUGCUAGGCAGCUUCUCCUUUGUGCCAUAAAUCACAGUGCUAAGUAACCCUCUUAGAAUAAGAGUGAAGGAAGACUUGUCUCCAAUCCAGGAGGAUGCACUACAAGUUGCUCAUGAUAGAUCCUACAAUGAUCUUGAAGUUCUAAAAGAGUGAAUCCUGUUCAUCUGUGUUUGUAUCAUCUCCAGUCCAGAAGACUGAUAAGGUUAUUUGAUAUCUGUUACAUUUGUCCAAUAAUACUUUCCCUGUAGAAAGAUUUUGUUGUUCAGAUACCUCUCAUCAUAAGAUCCAUUUCCUUUUACUGAAAGGGAAAAGAACCCAGCAUUCCAAGUGUCUUUGUUGACUUUUAACAUUCCCUACAUAGUAGUUUAGAUAAGCUGAUUUUUUUUGUAAAAUAUUAUAGCUAGAAAAUCACACCUUGUUUCUGUAAGUGUGUAGUAUAUUAGCUUUUCUAGUACUUUAUGCUUUGAUUCCAAGAAGCCCUGUGCAAAUCACCCUUUUCAGAUGGCAAGCUAAGUUAAAGAUGCAUCCUUGUGUUGUGAACAUGAGAAUCCUAGAGAUCUUUUUAACUUCUGAAAAUAAAUGUAUUCCUCACAAUG
Messenger RNA from Perognathus longimembris pacificus (Pacific pocket mouse), 5279 nucleotides. It is a transcript of the gene Rabgap1l, whose product is annotated as RAB GTPase activating protein 1 like. The coding region runs from base 185 to 3340 and encodes 1051 amino acids. The transcript is spliced from 26 exons. Lineage: Eukaryota; Metazoa; Chordata; Mammalia; Rodentia; Heteromyidae. The record is from RefSeq and is a predicted model, not a curated record.